Cuscuta epithymum is the source of this 1245-nucleotide messenger RNA. The record is from the annotation of a GenBank genome assembly. NCBI's taxonomy places the organism in Eukaryota, Viridiplantae, Streptophyta, Magnoliopsida, Solanales, Convolvulaceae.
GUCAAUCUCUUGCAUUGAAAACUGUUUGACAUUUUCUUCCUGCUGAUUAUUCCAAUCCACUUCCUACCAGUUGGACUUUCUAUAAUAAUCUCCAAUCCCAUUUAAUACCCACCGCCGCGUGCCACCACCGUCCCUCGCCGUCUCCUCCGCCACAUUGUUCCUCACGCGCAUCAAAUGGCGUGAAACGUUUCACCCCGCAAGACCAAAAGUCUCCAACAAAAGAACAUUUCUCACCAAACUGAAGAGAAAGUGUAUUGUUUCUUCAAAUCUCUUCUUCUCCCUCUAACAAAUUCUUUCUCUUUCUCUCACUAGAGACACUCCCGUUAAUGGAGAACUCGAGAAAAAGUCAAGUAAACGAAAACCCAUCUCUAAUGUCUCCUCCCAGUUCGAGCAGCUCCGUCAGCGGCAAUGGCGGCGGCCAGAACCUUCCGUCGCCGCCGGCGGUUCCGCCCAUUACCAGAUCCGAACCCAGUAACCUGUACCCGACUACCUUCGUCCAGGCUGACACAUCCUCCUUCAAGCAAGUGGUCCAAAUGCUCACCGGACACUCCGAAACGGGUAAAGUCGCGGGUUCAGCCAGGCCCGAACCUACCCGUAACCCAAUCCCGGUCGUCAAAACCGGACCUAAGAAGGAAAAAUCCGGGUCGAAGCUUUAUGAGCGGAGAAACAGCCUUAAGAACUUCAAAAUCAACCCGUUACCAGCAGGGUUCUCAGCCAAAUCCGGGUUUGGAGCAGGGCUAUCGGGCUCUCCCAGAUUCGGGACUUCCGAGCUUCUGUCGCCGAGCAUGCUUGAUUUUCCAUCGCUGGUGCUGAGCCCGGUGACGCCUCUGAUACCCGACCCGUUUAACAGGUCCCCGCAAAACACGGCGAGUCCAGAGAAUUUGAACAUGGAAGCGGAAGAGAAGGCAAUAGCGAGAAAAGGGUUUUAUUUUCAUCCGUCUCCGGCGACUACUCCGAGGGAUAUGGAGCCCCGGCUGCUCCCUCUGUUUCCGGUGACCUCCCCUAGAGUUUCAGGUUCUGCAAAUUCGAAUUCUUGAACGAACUUUUUUGUUGUUUACUUAAUUUUUUAGGCCAAUUUCAAUUUACUGUAUUAUUAUAAUCUUAAUCACAUGUAAACUGCACAUGUAUGUGAGAAUUGGAUUUAAUGAGCCAAGAAUGUUAUGAUAUUAUUAUUGUUAUUACAGGGAAACUCUGAACUGGUUUGGUGAUAUCAAAAAAUGAAUUUUUGUUUAAGUUUGAUGGUUU